This is a messenger RNA of Hypoxylon trugodes, 1302 nucleotides long. RefSeq lists its product as uncharacterized. The transcript has 5 exons. The coding region runs from base 1 to 1302 and encodes 433 amino acids. The record is from RefSeq and is a predicted model, not a curated record. Lineage: Eukaryota; Fungi; Ascomycota; Sordariomycetes; Xylariales; Hypoxylaceae.
AUGUCCACGAAUCAGGCUGAUCGAGAUAUUGAGAAUAUACGGAAGGCCGCGGAUGUGGAUGCUGUUGGGGUGUACUUUACCAAAAAUCCCAAACUGCAGUACAUAGGUGUAGCAGGAAUAGGGCGGCAUGGCGGUGCACUCCUGUUCCGUGAAUGGGACGACGGCGACGUACCGGUUCGACGAAUCGUCGUAAAGUAUUCGCUGCAUGCGAAGGUGGAUGCGAACCUGCGGAACGAAACCCAGUGGCUGGAGAGGUUACGAGGCGCAGAGCAUAUUGGGCAAAUAAUUCCGCUGGCCGAUGCUCAGCUUGAUGUGACUGGAACUGGGAAACGUCCCACCAUCGCGCUUGAAUUUAUCCCCCACGGCACCGCCCAAGAUUUCCGAGAGAAGAUGUUAGGCGAGGGAUUGGUUAUCCUUCAAAGUCAGUUCCUGUGGCGAAUCCUUCUCUGCUUGGUGCGGCAAGUAGUUGCAAUGGCGUAUCCCCCCGAGGCCCCCGCGGGAGCGCCAGUUACUCGCGAAAGGAUUUUGCCUGGGGUAGAGCCGUUUGCCCUGACGCAAAAUUCCAGUCACCUUAACAAUCUUAUGAUUGAUGAAUUAAUGGUUGGUGACGAUGAUCAUGGCAUGGUCCCGAGGUUCAAGUUGAUCGAUUUCGGACGCGGUAACGCCGAAGGAACUUUCAAAGAGGCCUACUUGGACAACGUAUGGGCUCUCGGACACAUGAUAAUCGCGUUGGCCGUGCCGGGACUGGGUUACGGGGAAAUGGCAAAGGCCGAAGACGACUUGUCCACUAUAUACGAACUGCAAGAACCUAUAGAGGGAAAAACGAAGAUGCGAACGGGCGCACAUCCGGAGUUUUGCGAGAUUGAAGUCAUGGACGUCACGUUACGAGACCUGAUAGUGCGGUGCAUGGCGAGGAAUAGCAUGUUCGUGCCGUCGAUGGAGGAACUACUGGAGAAGUGCGAACAGGCCGUUAAGAACAGGAAACCAGAGGACUACUUUAACGACGAAUUUAGCGAGGCAGAUAAGGAGCUGGAGAUGGACGAGACUAUUCGGCUAUACGUACAGAGAUUUAUACUGGAUGCUGAUGUUACAGGAGGGCCGGCCGACGUAGAACGUAAUCGACCCGAAACAUUGAAUCGGACGGGAGCUGGGCCACACGCAGGACAGAUGGGACUUACGAUGAUGGGUGUGGCCGGCCGAAAUAGAGCCGCGAUUGUGUUACAAGAGGCAAAGAAUGCUCUAAUUCGGCGGGGGAAAGGUCAAGGUGGAGAUGGAACUGAUGAUGACGAUGAUGUUGAUUGA